CUCAUCUGAAUGUUGGGGUUCAUUUUUUACUUAAACACACGUGUGUCUUCUUCCACCAGCACAUAUUCAAAUUCUGUUCCAUAGAACCAAAUACAAGAUGUUUUAUCAUCAGUGAUGACGCAUAUGUAAGAAAUAUACGUAAAUUAGGGAAUGAAUUCAAAUGUGAUGCACACAGGUGAGAGAACAAUGACUGUAUUUGUGUUUUUAUGAGUGUAAAUGAACAAACUGAAGAUGGGAGGAGCUGAAGAGGAGGAUGAGAUGAAGAUGAAACCCAUAAUAUCCAUCUGUUCUAAUGAUUUAACAUUCAAGACAGAAAGGAUAGAAACUAAAGGUCCUUCAGUCAGAACUGUCCUGUUGUGACUUUUCAUUAUUGUCAUUUAUUUAACCAUUUUUUUGUAUGGUUUUGUGGAUUUUUUUCCUUCAUAUCAGAGCUUGUUCUUGUUUGUUUCUCUCAGAAAUGGAGAUACUUGCAUUUCUAUCUCUUAUCACAGCUGUCUUCAGUUUAUCUGCAAGUGUCCCACGUCAGUAUCACUUUGUGAAUAUAAAUUUGACCUGGACUGAAGCUCAGAGAUACUGCAGAGAGAAUUACACAGAUCUGGCCACCAUCAACAACAAGAAUGACAUAGAAGAGCUGCUGAAGAGUGUGAAUGAUGAUCCGGUUCAGUUUGUGUGGAUUGGGCUGCAGAAGACAGUCAGUUAUAAAUGGAAGUGGUCUCUGGGUGACCCUGCGUUCUACACAGGAAAUGAUGCACAAUAUCGCAACUGGGCACAGGGACAACCAAAUGGUGAUGGUGACUGUAGUAACAUGAAUCCUGGACAAUGGAAUGAUUAUGGAUGUAAUAACAGCUUACCUUUCAUAUGUUACAAUGACAGCAGUAAAGGAUAUAUCCCUGUGAAUUGGACAAUGACUUGGAGAGCUGCUCAGAGAUUCUGCAGAGAGUAUCACACAGAUCUGGUCAGUGUGAGGAACCAGACAGAGAAUCAACAGAUUGAGAAGAUCUGGAAUGAUACACGUAUUAUAUCUGGAGUCUGGAUCGGUCUGUUCAGAGACUCAUGGGAGUGGUCCGAUCAGAGUAAAUCCUCAUUCAGAAACUGGAUCACAGGUGUAUCUGAUAAUGUUAGGGGGAAGAAAAACUGUGCAGUGAUUUGGGUCAAUACAGACCGUGGACAAUGGGAUGACAGGACUUGUAAUUUAAAAUAUCCCUUUAUCUGCCAUGAAGAUAAACUGGUUUUGAUUAAGCAGAAUCUGAGCUGGCCAGAAGCUCUGAAAUACUGCAGAGAGAAUCACAUGGAUCUGGUGUCAGUUCACUCUGAGCAGAUUCAGCGUCGGGUGAUGAAUGUGGUUCAGAAGGCCUCCACUGCUGAAGUGUGGAUGGGUCUACGCCAUUCCUGCACUCUGGGCAUCUGGUUCUGGGUGAAUGGAGAGAUCAUGUGCUAUCAGAACUGGGCUGCAGGUCACGGGACCGGAGUGGAUGACUGCAUGCAUGUACCGAGAGUUGGAGCAGUUCAGUCUGGAGGAGAUCAGCGCUGGGUCAGCCUUCCUCAAACUCACAAACUCAACUUCAUCUGCACCAACUAUGAAGGAUGAUCAUCAUCUGCAGUCAGUGGAGUCAGAAUUUCACCACUUUAUGUUUCAUUUCAAACUUCUGUUUCUUUUUUUCAUGACUAUGUAUGACGCUGUAUGACCAUUUAAAAUGUCAUAUUUCAUGUCAGAAUGCAGGUUCUGUUCUGAUGAUUCAGAUUCACUGAUAAAAUGAUGCAUGCAAAAAUGUACACUAUUCAAUUUAGCUUUGCUUUUACUAUCAUAUUUUACUUUUGGACAUGUCAUUUAGUAUAACUAUGAACUGUCUGUUUUAAAGUGUUUUAGAAAAUUUAUUUUUCUUCUGGAGUUUUUCAACAAGGUGAACUAAUUGAAUGGGCUUCUGAUGGGUGACUUUUGCUUUACACAAUCCUUAUUUGUAUU
Messenger RNA from Xyrauchen texanus (razorback sucker), 1963 nucleotides. RefSeq names its product macrophage mannose receptor 1-like. The record is from RefSeq and is a predicted model, not a curated record. Bases 398 to 1588 code for a protein of 396 amino acids. NCBI's taxonomy places the organism in Eukaryota, Metazoa, Chordata, Actinopteri, Cypriniformes, Catostomidae. The transcript is spliced from 5 exons.